GCGCGUGCCUAUUUGUUAAUUGAUGAGGUUAUCGGCGAUAGAUUAAUGAGAGCGACAUUAGCGAGGGUCGUUAUUAUCAAUACAUUUUUUGAGGGGUAGAGAAAAAAAAUGUGUCCGUCACUUCCUCGCGACGUGAGCGGCGUCACCGCUGGCCCUGUGACUUGCAACGUGGACCAAUCGGCGCGCAGCUUCCUGCUUGCGAAACUUUGAAUGGCAUUGGCCUUGGCUGUUGCGGUGGGUCGGGCAGCUUUUCCGUGCGAGUCGUUUCAUUCUCAAAAAAUACAGAUACGUCGACAGUGAAGAGCAAUAAUGAAGGCCCUGAUCCUGGUGGGUGGGUAUGGCACCAGGCUGCGACCCCUCACACUCAGCCUCCCCAAACCGCUGGUGGAUUUCUGCAACAAGCCCAUCCUGUUCCACCAGGUGGAGGCACUCGUCAAGGCUGGCGUUAACCAUGUAAUCCUGGCGGUAAGUUAUAUGUCCGAGUUGCUGGAAAAGGAACUCAAGCGAGAGGAAAAGAAGUUAGGGAUCAGAAUAUCUAUGUCCCAUGAGACGGAGCCGCUCGGUACAGCUGGACCACUUGCCCUGGCACGAGACAUUCUCAAAGAAGACAACGAGCCCUUCUUUGUCCUCAACAGCGAUGUCAUCUGCGAGUUCCCCUUCGAGGACAUGAUCAAGUUUCACAAGCAAAGCAACAGGGAGGGCACUCUUGUGGUUACGAAGGUAGAGGAGCCUUCCAAGUACGGCGUGGUGGUUUACAACUCCGAGGAUGGCAGGAUCCACCGCUUUGUUGAGAAGCCGCAAGUCUUUGUCUCCAACAAGAUUAACGCCGGCAUGUACAUCUUCAGCCCGCGCAUCCUUGACCGCAUCCAGCUUCGACCAACAUCCAUUGAGAAGGAAAUUUUCCCAGCAAUGGCUCAAGCAGGGGAGCUUUAUGCCCUGGAGCUGCAAGGCUUCUGGAUGGACAUUGGGCAGCCCAAGGACUUCCUCACGGGCAUGUGCCUUUAUCUGCACGCCGUGCGCCUCAAAGCCCCCGAGCGGCUCCAUCACGCGCCGGGGAUUCUGGGUAACGUCCUGGUGGACCCCAGCGCUAAAAUCGGCCAGAACUGCCGGAUCGGCCCCAACGUGGUGGUGGGGCCGGGCGUGGUGAUCGAGGACGGCGUGCGCAUCCAGCGCUGCACCGUGCUGCGUGACUCGCGGAUCAAGUCGCACUCGUGGCUCGACUCCUGCCUCAUCGGCUGGAGCUCUGUCGUCGGGCAGUGGGUGAGGAUGGAGAACGUGACGGUGCUCGGCGAGGACGUGAUCGUGAACGACGAGCUGUACCUGAACGGAGCGAGCGUGCUGCCCCACAAGGCCAUCGCCGAUUCCGUUCCUGAGCCCAAGAUCAUCAUGUAGCGCUCGCUCCGUCUCGUGAGAAACGCGGAGAAAGCGAGAUCCCUGUCCGCGCGGCGCUUUCUGUCUCGUCUCGAGUCUUUUCUCUUUUUAUUUACGAAAGGUCAAUUGGCUUAUGGGAUGCUCUUGACAUAUAUAAAAUAUGUGCACACCGACACAAGUGGACACCAUCCGUCUUUCGAUCCUACGUGCGUUUUCAAGGAAAACCAGAUGGCCCGGUCGGGAUGUUUCUCGUUCACUAUGACGCAUGCAUCCAGCUGAGAAGUCGCCCACUGAUGGCGAUAAAAAACUUGUAACAUAUUGUAAAAUGUUUAUCGGAAACAUCACGUUGUUGCUGUUGUUGUGGACGGCUGUGAACAUUUGGAAAGAAGAAAACUGCUGCAAGCCGAGAUCGGUUCUUCUAAUGUGUAAAAGUUAGGUCCGUUUUCAAAUUUUGAAGUGGAACACUGUCGAUUGUUUAGGGUCUCUCCAACCGGAGGCAAUUGCAGUUGACAAAAGGGGAUUGCAAUAUUUAUGAAGCUGCUUAGAAAACAAAAAAACAGUGCAUUUCACAUGUCUGCAUGGUUUUUGUUGAUGUUUAACCAGUCUUGCCAAAUGGUGGACUUAAGUUGCAAAUACAAUAGGCGUCCUCUUAGCAGCCUUGUGUAAAGCAUUGCCUGUUAAGUAAACCACGAAACGGGAAACGUUAUUCAAGUGCAGGAAAAACUUGCAAAACAUUUCUACAUGUAGGAAAUACUUUUUGUCUUUUCUGAGAAGCCUACUGACUUCUUAAAUGCCUGCCUGCAUUGCAAUCUACCCGAAUUCGAAAAUGGUACAGCGCAGUGUUUUUACUGGGUCACGGAGAUUCGAUUACGCAUAUAAUUGUAUUACUGUAAAUUGUUUAAAAUGAGCCGGUCGCAUAUAUAUGGUAGUCGACAUUAUAAGACAAUUGCAAAUGCAGUGCUUGUUUAUAGACAUGUCUUUCACACCCAAAUGAAGUUAAAUCACGUGCACUUAAUGAAGUGUACGUAACAUUUUAUAUCGUCUAAACUGAAUGCCUUAUUUUUAUUUUUGCUUUGGAGAAUAACACUAUUACAAUCCUAUUCAUGAAUAGGCAUAUUAUCAUUUUGAGAUUAAAAUAUGUAAAAUUGUAACGACUGGUUCUAUUAAAACUUGUUGGUGGAUGGAGUGAAA
Lethenteron reissneri (Far Eastern brook lamprey) is the source of this 2562-nucleotide messenger RNA. RefSeq names its product GDP-mannose pyrophosphorylase B (gene GMPPB). The record is from RefSeq and is a predicted model, not a curated record. Gene Ontology annotation, biological process: GDP-mannose biosynthetic process. NCBI's taxonomy places the organism in Eukaryota, Metazoa, Chordata, Hyperoartia, Petromyzontiformes, Petromyzontidae. Gene Ontology annotation, molecular function: mannose-1-phosphate guanylyltransferase (GTP) activity; GTP binding.